UGGCAAUCGGUGAAUCUGUAUCCAUCUUUCCCAAUUCGAUUUGGUUCGAUUGAAGAUCGAUAGAACUCAAAUUCGAUCAAAUUAGUGAAGAAAAAAAGUUGGAUCGAACGAUUCGAAACCUAAUUUCGUAUGUCCGAUUGAAGUGGUAAAGAGGUGAACCCUAGUUGAUUGAAAUUAUUGGGGAUUUUGUAGUUGAUUGAAUUGAAGCGCUGUAUGAAAGAUACAGGGGGAAGAAGGCGAUCAUAGAAAACAAAAAUUAUAGCUGCACACCCAACAUGUCUGCGGUAGUGUGCGGGAAAAGAUCAUCUUUCUUCGAGGAUCAUACCGUACCUUCUUCUUCAUCGCCAUCGCCUCCUGCUUCUAAAAGAAUUCGUUGCUCUUCUUCAUCACCUGUUCAAUAUUCGUCAGCGACGUCAUCGUCGUGGUUUUUUGCACUUGAUCGUCUCAUUGCGCUGUUCCCUGACAUGGAUGAGCAGCUUGUUGAAAGAACCCUCAACCAAUGUGGCGAUGACAUAGAAACUGCCAUCAAAAGUCUUACCGAGCUACGUUUGGUUUCUGUUGAGAAUGCUGAAUCUGCUGUUGGGAAGGAAGCGGGGUAUCAAAAUCAGCCUCAUAGUGUGUCUGAUUUUGCAGCUAAUGGGGCAGUGAAUGGUGAGGCCAUGCCUUUUGACAAUUCACCACCCCCAAAACAACCUGUAGAUGGUGCAGACUGGGUGGACCUUUUUGUGAGAGAAAUGUUGAGUGCCUCCAAUAUGGAUGAUGCUCGAACCCGUGCUUCAAGAGCACUCGAACUGUUGGAGAAAUCUAUACGUGAACGUGUUACCACGGAGGCACGUGGCCUUCAGCAGGAAAAUUUGAUGAUGAAGGAACAUCUCCAAGCUCUAAUUCAGGAGAACUCCGUCUUGAAGCGAGCUGUUGCAAUUCAGCACGAACGGCAAAAGGAGUUUGAGGACAGGGGCCAAGAGUUGCAUAACCUCAAGCAGAUGGUAUCUCAAUACCAGGAGCAGCUGAGAACCCUUGAGGUGAAUAACUAUUCUCUGACCAUGCACCUGAAGCAGGCUCAACAAGGCAGCUCAAUUCCGGGACACUUCCACCCUGAUGUAUUUUAGUCAAUACGGUAUGCUGCACCGUCUUAUAUAUGUCGUCAAAGAAGCUUAUAUUUAUAUACCGUUACAUUUCCAUACACUUCUUAAGCUUUACUUCGUAUUUUUAAUGCCUAAUCGUGCAAGGCUUAUAACAAUUCGAUCUACGAAAGAUUUGUUUUGUUCGUUAAGACUUUAUUUGUGAUGUAUAACAAAAAUAUCGAUUUCAUGGUUGUUCUCUUCUACAUUGC
This is a messenger RNA of Cynara cardunculus var. scolymus (artichoke), 1333 nucleotides long. RefSeq lists its product as uncharacterized. The transcript has 5 exons. Gene Ontology annotation, molecular function: ubiquitin binding. Lineage: Eukaryota; Viridiplantae; Streptophyta; Magnoliopsida; Asterales; Asteraceae. The record is from RefSeq and is a predicted model, not a curated record. The coding region runs from base 276 to 1109 and encodes 277 amino acids.